CCAUCUUUCUCUCUCACUCUCUCUCUCUCUCUCUCUCUCUCUCUCUCUCAACCGUUCUUCCUCUUCUCCUACUCACUCUUCUCUUCUCACAGAUCGAAAAUGGUUGCCAUUAAAGGCAUCAAAGCUAGACAGAUCUACGACAGUCGUGGUAAUCCUACCGUUGAGGCUGAUGUUCAUCUAGAUGAUGGAACUUACGCUAGAGCAGCUGUUCCAAGUGGUGCAUCCACUGGAGUUUAUGAGGCACUUGAACUCAGGGAUGGAGGUAAAGACUACAUGGGAAAGGGUGUUUCCAAGGCUGUCCAAAAUGUAAAUGAGAUUAUUGGCCCUGCACUGGUUGGCAAGGACCCAACUGAGCAAACUGCCAUUGACAACUUCAUGGUUCAACAACUUGAUGGAACUGUUAACGAGUGGGGUUGGUGCAAGCAAAAGUUGGGAGCAAAUGCUAUCUUGGCUGUUUCCCUUGCUGUGUGCAAAGCUGGAGCACAGGUCAAGAAAAUUCCUCUGUACCAGCACAUUGCAGAGAUUGCCGGUAACCCGAAGAUGGUCUUGCCAGUUCCAGCCUUCAAUGUCAUCAAUGGUGGAUCUCAUGCAGGAAACAAGCUUGCAAUGCAAGAGUUCAUGAUUUUGCCAACUGGAGCUUCCUCAUUCAAGGAGGCAAUGAAGAUGGGUAGUGAAGUGUAUCACAACUUGAAGAGUGUGAUCAAGAAGAAAUAUGGUCAAGAUGCAACCAAUGUUGGUGAUGAGGGUGGCUUUGCUCCUAACAUCCAGGAGAACAAGGAGGGUCUUGAGUUGCUAAAGACUGCCAUUGAGAAAGCUGGGUACACUGGCAAAGUGGUCAUUGGGAUGGAUGUUGCUGCAUCUGAGUUUUACAAGGAAGACAAGAGCUACGACUUAAACUUCAAGGAAGAGAACAAUGACGGAUCACAAAGGAUCUCUGGGGAUGCUCUUAAGGACCUUUACAAGUCAUUCGCAUCUGAGUACCCCAUUGUGUCAAUUGAAGAUCCCUUUGACCAGGAUGACUGGGAGCACUAUGCCAAAAUGACCGCAGAAUGUGGAGACAAAGUACAAGUUGUUGGAGAUGAUCUCUUGGUCACCAACCCUAAGAGGGUUGAAAAGGCCAUUAAUGAGAAGUCCUGCAAUGCUCUUCUUCUCAAGGUUAACCAAAUCGGAUCUGUGACAGAGAGUAUUGAGGCUGUGAAGAUGUCCAAACGUGCUGGGUGGGGUGUGAUGGCCAGCCACCGCAGUGGAGAAACUGAAGAUACUUUCAUUGCUGACCUUUCAGUUGGUCUUUCCACGGGUCAGAUCAAGACCGGAGCUCCAUGCAGGUCUGAGCGUCUUGCCAAAUACAACCAGCUCUUACGUAUUGAAGAAGAGCUCGGUGCAGCUGCUAUUUAUGCUGGAGCAAACUUCCGUGUACCAGUUGAGCCCUACUAAGGUGUAGAGUUGCUAGUCAAACGAGCUGCUAUAUUUAAGAGAGGCGUCAUUUUCUGUCCAUUAAUAAUAGACCAGAUCUAGAGUGUUGCGCAGCAACUUUGUUAAAAUUUUGUUCAGAACUUGAACACAAUUAGUUAAUACUAAAUGUUGCGGAGAUUUGUGGAUUUUUGGUUAAAGCUUUUCUCGGUUUCAAAUGGAUUCUGCUCGAGGUUUUCUUGCUAAAUGCUAAUGUUCUUUUCAUCUA
This is a messenger RNA of Beta vulgaris subsp. vulgaris (sugar beet), 1678 nucleotides long. Its product is annotated as enolase. The record is from RefSeq and is a predicted model, not a curated record. The transcript has 15 exons. Lineage: Eukaryota; Viridiplantae; Streptophyta; Magnoliopsida; Caryophyllales; Amaranthaceae. Gene Ontology annotation, molecular function: phosphopyruvate hydratase activity; magnesium ion binding. Gene Ontology annotation, biological process: glycolytic process. Gene Ontology annotation, cellular component: phosphopyruvate hydratase complex. Bases 100 to 1434 code for a protein of 444 amino acids.